GACAGAGAGAUAGACAGACAGACGUGUGUGCAUGUGUCAAGAAAACUCGGCGCGUGGAUGGGGCUGGCCACACGCUAUGUUUUGGAAUGUGCUCCUUUCCUUCAAAAAUGUGCUUUAGGGAUGCACCUCCCUUUCUUCCUUCUCUCCUCCCUCCUUCCCUUCCUUUUUUCCUUCCUUUCUUCCAUCCUUUGCGGCCGGCUUCCCAUUCGGUGGUUCCAACCUGAUCUGCGUCACGUGUCUUGUUCCUGUGUGAAACUGACCUCGGGAACAUUCUCUCUCAUAGGGUUGUUGUAGUUUUUUCAGGCUAUAUGGCCAUGUUCUGGAAGCAUUCCCUCCUGACUUUUUGCCUGCAUUUAUGGCAAGCAUCCUCAGAGGUUGUGAGCCCGAAAAACCUACAGCAACCCAGUGAUUCCAGCCAUGAAAGCCUCCAACAAUACAUUCUCUCUAAUCAUUUAUAAUCAUUCACAAUUGUUUGUUGUUUAUUCGUUCACUCGCUUCCGACUCUUUGUGACCUCCUGGACCCGCCCAGGCCAGAGCUGCCUCUCCUUCCUCAUUACUCUCGCUAAUAAUAAGAGCCAGAAGCAUCCUCUGGUCCCCCAACACAAAGAGCCGCAGCGUCGGACCCCCGACCCCUUGCAGGGCAGGCUAAGAAAGCCCUCUCCGCUUGGAUUGAAACCAGUGGCCUUUGUCUUAUAUGUUUGUUUGUUAUUUACCAUAUUUAUACCCCGCCCUUCUCACCCCGAAGGGGACGCAGAGCGGCUUUACACAUAGGAAACAAUUCGAUGCCUUAGAAACAUCAUAUAAUUAAAAUAAACAUUUACACAAAACCAAAGAAUUGAAACAUCUAAACAUUACAUCAGUUAUUUAAAAACUCUGAGGUUGUAGUCCUCGCUGAGGCCUUGCAUAGGCAGGUGGGUUAAGUGGCAGGGGAAAGCCCCUCCUUCCCCCAUUGGCCUCUCUGUUUACCUGCCUGCUUUCCUUUCUCUCCUAUAUUUUCCAUGUUAGAGGGAUGCAUCCCAGCAACACAACUCUUUUUCUGAGCACACAGCCAGCCCCUGAAUCCUCCACCUUCCUCUCCUGUGAGCAUGGAGAGAGACAAGAUGUCUGCGGUUACUUAGGUGGCCAGGUUCUGUCAACUUUCCUGUCUAGUUAUGUAGCUCUUUGAAUCAAGUCUAGUGUUACUUUUCAAAGACUGACUCUGCUCCCUGAAUUGCAGAAGCACCAGAAACUCCUGAUCUGCUGAACGGUGGUUGUUGCCGCUUUGCCCUUGUUGACUGCUUUUUCCUUUUUUGGAAAUGUCCCCAGACUCAUAACCCGGAUCCUUCCCUCGGCAGAGAAGGCCGUCCUGCGGAAAGGAGAGAGGCUCCAGGGCAGCGGGAAUGGCGGAGCCUCUGCAGAAGAAGCUCCGGCCCGAAGUGGAGAAGGACCAGCAGCUGCAGGAAGGUAACUUCGGAACAAGUUCUGCGAAGAACGCCUUGUGAGAGCUUUGCCCGAGGAGUGCUGUCAGUCCAAAUUGACCUCAAGAUACACAACAAUGACAAGAAAAAAUAAGUACUAGAAAAAUAUAUUUGAGGCUACUUACCUGUGCUGUUAAGGCGGGAAAUAAGAUUUUGCUGUAAAAAGAGAGGCUUGGGAAAGCAAGCAGAAGGCUACAGCAAGACAAAAACUGUUGUGUUCAGGAGGUUAUAUCUGUGAACCCCUGGCAUCAUAUUUGAAUUAUAAAUGUAAAAGAAUGGCAAGCACUCUACCUCCCUAUCCUAGAUCAGACACAGGGGAGAAGUUACAUCAGUGUAUGGAGUGUGGAAAACAAUUUGAUUGGAAAAGUAAUCUUACUGUACAUGAACGGACCCACACAGGGGAGAAGCCAUAUAAAUGCAUGGAAUGUAGAAAGAGCUUCAGUCAGAGUUGCACUCUACGGUCCCAUCAAAGGAUCCACACAGGGGAGAAGCCAUAUAAAUGUAUGGAAUGUGGAGAAAGUUUCAGUCGCAGUAGCACUCUACGUUCCCAUCAAAGGAUCCACACAGGAGAGAAGCCAUAUAAAUGUAUGGAAUGUGGAAAGAGCUUCAGUCACAGUGGCAAUCUACGUUCCCAUCAAAGGAAGCACACAGGGGAGAAGCCACAUAAAUGCAUGGAAUGUGGAGAAAGCUUCAGUCAGAGUGGCAAUCUACGUUCCCAAAGGAAGCACACAGGGGAGAAGCCAUAUAAAUGCUUGGAAUGUGGAAAGAGCUUCAGUCACAGUGGCACUCUACGUUCCCAUCAAAGGAAGCACACAGGGGAGAAGCCAUAUAAAUGUGUGGAAUGUGGAAAGAGCUUCAGUCACAGUGGCCAUCUACGGUCCCAUCAAAGGAUCCACACAGGGGAGAAGCCACAUAAAUGCGUGGAAUGUGGAGAAAGCUUCAGUCGGAGUGGACAUCUGCGUACCCAUCAAAGGAAGCACACAGGGGAGAAGCCAUAUAAAUGUGUGGAAUGUGGAAAGAGCUUCAGUCACAGUGGCCAUCUAUGGUCCCAUCAAAGGAUCCACACAGGGGAGAAGCCACAUAAAUGCGUGGAAUGUGGAGAAAGCUUCAGUCUGAGUGGCACUCUAAGACAUCAAAGGAGUCAUACAGGGGAGAAGCCAUAUAAAUGUAUGGAAUGUGGAAAGAGCUUCAGUGACAGUGGCACUCUACGGUCCCAUCAACGGAUCCACACAGGGGAGAAGCCAUAUAAAUGUAUGGAAUGUGGAAAGAGCUUCAGUUGCAGUGGCACUCUACGGUCCCAUCAAAGGAUCCACACAGGGGAGAAGCCAUAUAAAUGUAUGGAAUGUGGAAAGAGCUUCAGUCACAGUUGCACUCUACGGUCCCAUCAAAGGAUCCACACAGGGGAGAAGCCAUAUAAAUGCAUGGAAUGUGGAGAAAGCUUUAGUCGCAGUGGCACUCUGCGUGUCCAUCAAAGGAUCCACACAGGGGAGAAGCCAUAUAAAUGUAUGGAAUGUGGAAAGAGCUUCAGUCGGAGUGGCAAUCUUCGUUCCCACCAAAUGACUCACCCAGUACAGAAGCCAUAGAAGUGCAUAGAAUGUGGAGAAUGUUUCAGUCAGAGUAACUGUCUCGAUUCCUUCCAAAUCUAUCUACAUUGCUUUCAAAGGAGCCACAUAAUAGAGAAGCCAUAUAAAUGCACGGAAUGUGGGAAGAGCUUUAGAGAACGUUCAGCAUACAAUAAACAUCACAGAACUCAUGCGCCGCUAGAGGAGACCUGCCUUUCAGUUUCUGAGCUCUCUUUCAAAAAAUAUUGGAAGGAAAGAGGAAGGCCGGCACCUGGCUCUCUCUCUCUCUCUCUCUCUCUCUCUCUCUCUCUCCCAUGGACUAGUUUGUGUGGCCUUGGUCGACGGCUACUGGGAGCAGGUCUCACUCAGAAGGGGAUUUUUCUCCGUAUUGCAGCAAGCUCCGAAGGGGUUCCCCUCGCCUCCUCCAUAAGAAACCCAUCACAGGCUUCUAGGGUGAUCUGUGGAGGUUUGCUGAAAGGAGCAGCAGCUGAGAUCUCUGGAGAAAAAGGUUCUGAAAAAGAAGAGCUCUUUGGUAGCAGAGAAGGUCAUCUCUUCAUACCCUCGUCUUACAUCUUGGCUCUGUUGCCCCUCGGUUAGAAUUUUGGCCUCUAGCCAUGUACCUGUCACCCCUUUCAACCCUUUGUUGUAUCCUGAAUAGAUGAUUAUAAAUUCUGGACUGACUUCUGGUUUCAUUUAUGAACCAGGACUUGUUUGUAUCCCUGACUUUCUGGCUUGACUUUGGGACUCUGAGUUCGGUUUGUACUCUUGAUUUCCCGCUUGUUAUUUCAUCAGCUCUGUUGAAUGAACUCCUGGCAUGUGACUCUGGGACUGUAACCUUUCUUCUUGCUCCUGACCGGGAUCUGCAGUGCUCUACAAUUGGACUCCUGACCUUAAUUAACUUGUCUUCAUGGUUACUCCGACUGUGUUGCUGCAAUUGUAUUAUUUUAGCAGGACUGGUGCAAUGAGUUAAACCCUUGUGCUGGCUGAACUGCUGACUUGAAGUUUGGUGGUUUGAAUCCUUGAGACAGUGAGAGCUCCCAUCUGUCAGCCCUAGCUUCCCCGUGCGGUGACACGAGAGAAGCCUCCCAGCAGGAUGGGAACACAUUUGGGCAUUCCCUGGGCAAUGUCUUUGUAGACAUCCAAUUCUCUCACACCAGAAGCGACUUGCAGUAUGUUCUCUAUUUGUUUCUGACACUGUAAAAAAGCUGGACUGAAGACUUGUGAGUAAAUAUGGUCUGGGCUUAUCUUGUGUUUGUUUAAUAAACCUCAGGCUUUAUACCGGGAGAGCUCUGAAACACGAGACCAUGAGUCUUGCUUUGUGUGUACUUAUCGCUGCUUAGAGUGAACCCCUUUUCUGUAUUUGAGGCUGUUUAAUGAUUUUAAACCCAAAAGUAAUUUUUCCCCACACACGGAUAAUAUAACCAUCAGGGCAUUUGAAAAGGUGGUUGAAAGAGACAUAGACAGAUUGUCCCGGACCAAAAUUUACACCCAUUCCAACAUGACAUCCAUAGAAAGGAAUACCAUGAAAAGAUUGGCCAACAUGAAAGGAUACAUCUGGAAGAAGGCAGAUAAAGGAGGAGCAAUAGUUCCAUUAAGCGAAAUGGAUUACGUAAAAGAGGUAGAGAGACACCCAGGAGACACUUCUUUCUCUAAACCUAUCCCUAAGGAUCCUACAGACAAAAUAUAUUUUUAAAUCUGAACAGUAUGUACAGAAGGACUCACUUUAGGAUGCAUCUCAGAUCAGCAAUUUGAAUUUCUGCAAAACAAGAAUCCCAGAAUUCCAGUGUUCUAUGUUCCACCUAAAAUACACCAAGGAAACAUGCCUCCCCCAGGGAGACCAAUUGUAUCCGACUCUUCCUCCAUCCUGGAAUCCCUAGAGCAGUUUUUGGGUUAUUAUUUACAACCAUUUGUACCCCUCGUGUAGUCUUAUAUUAAAGAUACUAAACAUUUCAUAAAGAUCAUAGAGGACCUUACCAUAUCACCACAAUCCAUCUUAAUGAUUCUAGAUAUAACAUUAUUAUAUACCAACAUACCAUUAGAUCAAACUAGAACAAGAAUUACUAAACAUACGUGAGCCCCAAACACCAGCUUCUCAUAUUUUAAUGGAUUUGUUAGACAUUGUCCUGGAAUAUAAUUUUUUCAGAUUUAAAACCCAAUACUAUCUACAGAUUUUUGGUGUCGCAAUGGGAAGUCCUUUGGCCGCUUCAGUGGGAAAUCUUUUUAUUUCAAAUUUGGAAGAAACCCACAUCCUAAAUAACACAAAACCAAUUUUUUACCAGAUAUUCUAUACGAUGGCAGGUUUAUCGAUAUUUUUUUAAUUUGAAAAUCAAAAGAAUCUGCAAUCUUCUUUAGUACUUGGCUUAACACAAUACAUGAUAACAUCAAAUUCACUGCUAACCAUAGCCAUACAAAUAUAAACUUUCUAGAUGUCAUGGUAUAUAAGAAAGGCAAUAAGAAAACCCACGGAUAAAAUUCCAUCAUGCAUUGCAACACCUGCCACCAUAAUGCUGCAAGUUGCUUCUGGAUGCUUCUGGAAUGAGAGAAUCAGCCGUCUACGAAGACAUUGCCCAGGGGACACCCAAAUGUCUUGCAAUCCUGUGGGGAGCCUUCUCUCAUGUUCCUCCAAGUGGCCAGCUAGUGAUCAAAGGACAUUUAAUAGAAUGCCAAGUUUGCAAACGUUGUGCUUUGUUCGUUUUUUCUUUGCUUGAUUGUUUUUUUUUUAUGCAACACAACUGUUUGGUUCACUAAAUAAGAGAUAAAUAAACGAUAAAUAAAUGUCACCAUCAUAGUUUAAACACCAGCUUACCCUAUGCCACACUUAUGAGAUUACAACGAAAACACCACUGCCCCCGAGGAGGUCACACCAGAGGUCAUUACUUUUGAGAAACAAUUCAAAGAAAAAGGGCACCCCACAAGUAUCAUCAAUACUGCUAUUAGAAAAGUUAAGUCCACAGAUAGAAAUGAUUUACUAAGCGAUAUGGCGGGGAAAUCUAAUGACUGUAUUAUAUGGCCACUUAGGUUAACCACAUAUUUUCCACACAUCAGGAAAAUAAUUAGAAAGCACUGACACUUGGUCAGUGACACUCCAGAAUGCAAGAAUGUUCCAAUGAUAGCCAACAAACGAACCCAGAAUCUUAGGGAUAUGAUGAUCAGAUCUGACUUCACAACCCCCUAUACUAUCAGCAAAUCUAAUCUUAGGGGCCACACGAGUUGCGGGCAUUGUGCAUAUUGCAUUCAAUCUCUUAAAGUAAAACAGUUCUCACACCACACAAUGCAACUCAACAUACAACUUUGCAGUUUCACCAACUGCAAUACAGAGAAAGUGAUGUAUGUCAUACAAGGUCCAUGUUCACUGCUAUAUGUAGGCAUGACCUCCAGACCUUUAAAAAUUAGAAUUCUUGAACAUAAAUCCCACAUUAGAAAUAACCCAUUGACUCUACUCUUUAUUCCCAUUUCAGUGAGAAAUCCCACACACACAUACACACACACACUAGCUUCAGAUUUUGUGCUUUUUAAAAAAGGUAACCACACAACCCCAUCAAGACUUUAAAAGAAUUUCCUUCAGAGAGAGGCCUUUUGGAUAUGCAGGUUAUAUACCAUUUCCAUUCUGUAAUUGACCUGUAUCUCUCUAAGGGGAGACUUCUCCGUGGAUUUUUGCUCGCACUUGAAAAUGUUUAUUAUGGAUGUUUUUCUUGAUUGAAUAACUGAUGCUUUUAUAGAUUUUGCCCAUGGUACUGAUACAAUAAUACUCUGACUGUAUAAGAUAUCUGUGUUAUAAUUAGUUUAGUUAUUGAACAGCUUAACACUUCUACAUUGAUACAUAGAUACAUCUGUUGCUUUCUAUUUUAUACUGUUUAAUCCCCACCUUUGGCAAAGGGUCCAUUGGGAUGCACAGCACAUCUCCCUAACUGCAGAGAAUGGAAGGCAAAGAAUGAUGACAACGGCUUAUGAAGAUUCAUGAAUUAGUCGAGAAGGACAAAUUAACUAAAUGGAUGAAGUAUAGAACAGCAUUUAAAGGAACAGAGAUAAAAAUCAUAUAGUGAGUGAGAGGUUUGUAGACUAGUGUUUGUUGUCUGUUAGUUUUGCUCUUAUUGUGCAAGGUGUGUGUCCUUCACUUUACAUUUGUUAAGUAGUACUUUUUUUUUUAAAGUACCAAAAUUAUAAUUUGUGUAAAAAAAAUUAAAUACCAAAAUUGUAAUUUGUGUAAA
Molecule: messenger RNA, 7227 nt
Organism: Anolis sagrei ordinatus
Lineage: Eukaryota; Metazoa; Chordata; Lepidosauria; Squamata; Anolidae
Source: RefSeq, a predicted model, not a curated record